Hippoglossus stenolepis (Pacific halibut) is the source of this 4324-nucleotide messenger RNA. It is a transcript of the gene st14, whose product is annotated as suppressor of tumorigenicity 14 protein homolog. Gene Ontology annotation, molecular function: protein binding; serine-type endopeptidase activity. The coding region runs from base 237 to 2750 and encodes 837 amino acids. The transcript has 19 exons. Gene Ontology annotation, biological process: acrosome reaction; proteolysis. The record is from RefSeq and is a predicted model, not a curated record. Lineage: Eukaryota; Metazoa; Chordata; Actinopteri; Pleuronectiformes; Pleuronectidae.
UGUUGAGUUGCUUUCAGGUCAGCGGAGGCAGCAGUGGGUGUGGUUAGUCUCCUAGGUGUGUGAGGAAGAGGCUGCCCAGGUGUGUCUCCGUGCUCGACGACCCAGGAAGUGACUCUGUCACCUGGAGCCACCGAACACAACAGAGCCACUUUCCGCUCUGAACACGACACAUUGAUACGGUUUCACAGAGGAAACAGUGUUGGAUCCUGUUGGACUCCAGCCGCUCACAUCCUGACAUGUCUGCAAGAUACGAAUACGAGGGCCACAAUGGUCGCCAUGAGCGGAUCGACUUCUUGACCAACAAAGAGAAGGCGUCGGCAAAGCGGAAAACCGGCGUCAUCGUCGGGGUUCUUCUGGCUGUUCUCGUCCUUGCAGCUGUUGCAGCGUUCCUCAUUUGGCGGUUUGUCUUUAAAGAUGCGAAUUCAGAAAGCACCCUCAGCAGACACAGCGGCGUGCCACCGCAGCUCUUCAGUGGGCACAUGAAGCUGACUGGUGUACCAUAUGCUCAGAAACUGGAGGACGCCGACAGCAAGGAAUUCAAGAACUUGGCGCAAAAGCUGGAGGCAAUUCUGGGGGAAAACUACAAGAAAGAUCCAUUGCUGGGGGAACACCACACUAAAACGGUGGUCACUGCGUUCAGUGAGGGUGUGAUAGCCUAUUACUGGUCCCAGUUUGAUAUCCCGCCCGAAGAGCAGGAGAUGGCACCCGAGUUCUCAGAGGAGCGGGUGUUGGACGCACUGGAGAGCAGCCUGAACGGGCAGCGCACCAUGGGGAACAUUAAGAUCACAGAAAUCACCACCUCGGUCACAGAUCAUCGCAUGGCUAGGACACCCACAGCCACGGAGUGUUUCUUCCGCCUGGAGGCUGAAGACAAAGUGAAAAAGUUCUCGUCUCCGGGAUACCCCAAGGCCUACCCCCCCAAGUCAAGGUGUCAGUGGCAAAUCCGAGCGUCGGAGAACAAAGCCAUAUCCGUCACUUUCCCUUUUUUCCAUGUCGAGGACGACUGCUCGGACGACUUUGUCUUCAUCUAUGACUCUCUGAGUCCCGACGAAUCUCAAGCCAUCACGAAGCAGUGUGGUCAGAGGCCUCCCUCCAACCCGCUGCAGGUGGUGUCAUCCGGCAACAUUAUGCUGAUUAACUUGAUCACUGACACCGUCGUACAGAGGCCGGGCUUUGAGGCAGAGUACAGAGCCAUCCCCAAGUCUGAAGUGAAAACCUGCGGUGGUCUCCUCUCUGAAGACAAAGGAGUCUUCACCUCCCCACUUCACCCCAGCUUCUAUCCUCCUGCCGUCGACUGCAAGUGGACCAUCAAGGUCCCUGCUGGGAUCAAGGUGCGGGUGAAGUUCACCAUUUUCCGCAUGAAGGAGCCUGACGUGGACAUCCGUGUGUGUAACAAAGACUAUGUGGAGAUUAUGGGAACCAAGUACUGUGGAGAAACGUCCUCCUUGGCUGUGACCAGCUCCAGCAACGUCCUGGAAGUCCACUUCCACUCCGACGAGUCCUACACCGAUAAAGGCUUCAGCGCCGAGUACAGCGCAUACGAUCCGAAAAACCCUUGUCCUGACCAGUUGACUUGUAACUCUGGCAUCUGCAUCGGUAAAGAGCUGAAGUGCGAUGGCUGGAAUGACUGUGGCGAUAUGAGCGACGAGGUGAACUGCCGUUGUGGCAAGGACCAGUUUUCUUGUGACAACACUUUGUGCAAACCCAACCUCUGGGUGUGCGACAGUGUCAACGACUGCGGAGACUGGAGCGAUGAGAAAAGCUGCAGUUGUGAGGAGAGCGAGUUCCGCUGUGGGAACGGGGAGUGUAUGCCCAAGGAUGUCAUGUGCGACAGUAAGAAGGACUGUACGGAUGGAAGCGACGAGGCCUCUUGUAAAUCCUCCCCGGGUAUCUGCUCUGACUUCAGCUUCAAGUGCAAGAACAGUGAAUGUGUCAAUAAGGUGAACGCCGAAUGCGACCGCGUCAAAGACUGCUCCGACAACUCCGACGAGGACCACUGUGAUUGUGGCACCAGGCCUUAUAAGCUGAACCGGAUCGUGGGAGGGCAGAACGCCGAGAUGGGGGAGUGGCCCUGGCAGGUCAGCCUUCACUUCCUGACCUACGGACACACGUGUGGCGCCUCUAUCAUCUCAGACAGGUGGCUCCUUACAGCGUCCCACUGCUUUGUCACCAGCGAUCCAGCGAACCAUAUGGCCUCCAACUGGCUGACCUACAGUGGCAUGCGGGACCAGUACAAGCAGGAUGGCGUACAGCGCCGCCCGCUGAAGAGGAUCAUCUCCCACCCAGAUUACAACCAGAUGACCUUUGACUACGACGUUGCACUGCUGGAGCUCAGCGAGCCGCUGCAGUUCACUAACACCCUCCAACCCAUCUGCCUCCCGUCUUCCUCCCACAUCUUCCCAGCGGGCAUGGCCUGCUGGGUCACAGGCUGGGGCGCGCUCCGAGAAGGAGGUCAAAAAGCACAGCUGCUGCAGAAGGCGUCGGUGAAAAUCAUCAACGACACGGUGUGCAACGUGGUCACGGAGGGCCAAGUCACCUCCAGGAUGCUCUGCAGCGGAUUCUUGGCAGGAGGAGUUGACGCAUGCCAGGGAGACUCCGGCGGCCCCCUGGUGUGCUUCGAGGAGAGUGGGAAGUGGUUCCAGGCCGGCGUCGUGAGCUGGGGCGAGGGCUGCGCUCGUCGGAACAAGCCCGGCGUGUACUCGCGCGUCACCAAGCUGAGGCAGUGGAUCAAGAAGGAGACGGGAGUUUGACGAUGCUGUGAUGAAGAGGGAGAGAUGCAGAGAGGGGAACAACGUCAGAGUGCUAAAAAUAAUGGAGAGGGAACAUUUGAGUCUGAUUCAGGACUCCGAGUCUCUCCAAGAUGUUUUCAUUCAGCAGCAGAAUCCGGAGACUGUUGCAUGGACCCAGCGACUCACAUCAGUGACUCAGAGCACUUUAUUUGGUUGCCAACCCCCUUUUUCCCACACACACACACAUAAACAAACAUAAACCACAGCAACCCACACUUUGUAUAUAGAUUAUAAAGGUGUAAAUCUGUGAAGUGCCUUUUGCCCACAUCAAUCACGUCACGUACAAAAAAAUCUAAUAUAUAUAUAUUCUGGGAAUCAUUUUCCUAGUAUUUAUAAAAUGCAACAUUUUAAGAUUAUGGCAGCAUUUUUACAUUUUACUUAAGCUUCUGAAUACUCCCUGAAAAUAUCAUUUUAAAACUUAGAAUUAUAUAAUUUCUAAAAAAGUGCAAUGCUUUCAUUCUCUUUGGCUGCGGCGAAUUUUGCACCUUUUGCCACUGGGCUCAUGCUGUUGAUGGCUUUAAUCAUUCGGGUUUUUCUUAAUCCUAUAUCUUAAAGGAUCGUAAUGUGUCCUUCAAUCUUUCUGCUGCAACACUCUUAGCAUCAUCCCCGAACAUUUUUAAGAGAACAGCAUAGGUUAUUUUUUUUCUGCCAGGUAGCCAUUAGUCUGUUUGUAUCUUUUUUAAAGUAUAAAUAUCAAGCUGCAGAGACAGUUGUAUGUACCAUGUGGUGAUAACAGAAGUUUAACCAAAUACAAAAAAGGAGAGGAAAAAAAACAUGCUUAAAUCCAUUAAGGGGCAUUUUCAUAUUAUACUGAAGUAAAUGAAAGUCAGAAGCUGCCCGGAGGGGAGAAGAUGCAUUAAUCAAUCUUAAAGCCCACAGUUUGCCGUGGAAAGUGGUCGGCAGCGAUGUUAAGUACAUCAGGUUUGUAGCUGGUGGGCUAAAACAGGCAACAACUCCAGCAGGGUCCCUGGGGGGGGGGAUUCUGAUCUGAGACUGGAGAGAUGAGGCUCGAGUUGUUUUAAGUUGCCUUAGGAUCUGAAUCUGAAUCUGUCUGGGGCCAGGGAUCAGUAUUUAAAAUUUUACACCUUUACAGAUACAUUUGCUCAGGGUGAUUGACGUCUUCACUCACACGAGGGCCACAGCAAACCCACGGGGUCGUCACUAGAUGCCAGAGCAAUGAAAUGAGAUUUUAUCCCUGCGAGGGUUCUUAAAUGUAAGAUUUAACUGGGGGGGGGGGGUAUUUUAGUCAGAUCCUGGAUAAGCAAACCAAAGAUAUGCAGAAGUAUUGUUGUGCAGUUCAGAAGAAAGUUUAGUGGGGAACAUGGCUCAGUGGAUCUCCACUAACUCCAGAGCCUCACGGUUCGUGUGAAUGUGUAUUCUCCAGAAAGUAGAGAGUAAACACAACUUGAUAUUUCCAUGAGCACUGUGCACCGACAUGGACUCACUGUACUUCAUACCCUGCCUUUUGUUUGUGUUUUUAUAUGGUUUUAUACAAAAGAUUGAGGAUAAUAAAGAUCAUUUAUCUCAUAGCGUUA